This is a messenger RNA of Anolis carolinensis (green anole), 7767 nucleotides long. RefSeq names its product X-linked Kx blood group antigen, Kell and VPS13A binding protein (gene xk). The transcript has 3 exons. Lineage: Eukaryota; Metazoa; Chordata; Lepidosauria; Squamata; Anolidae. Gene Ontology annotation, cellular component: membrane. The record is from RefSeq and is a predicted model, not a curated record. The coding region runs from base 3936 to 5120 and encodes 394 amino acids.
GGAUAGCCCUUCAAGACCCAGAAAUGAAGUUGACGAUCAAGGAAGGCUAUGUAAAAAUAAUUCAUCAAUUUCAGCAUUACCACUAAUGAGAUAGCCUUAAUGAUCCAGGGCAGGCAGGGUGGGACAGAGAGAGAAGCUUAACACAUACUCAUAUGCAUACAUACAUACACACACAGAAAGAUUAGGGGAAAGGGGGUGUGUUUUUUUAAUCAUGUCAGAAUCGACUUGAGAACAUAUUGCAAGUCACUUCUGGUGUGAGAGAAUUGGCUGUCUACAGAGACAUUACCCAGGGGAUGCCUGGAUGUGCUACCAUCCUGCCGAGAGGCUUCUUUCAUGUCCCCGCAAACUAGAUCUGACAGAUGGGAGCUCACCCCAUCUCACGGAUUCGAACCGGCAACCUUAAGGUCAGCAACUCAACCUUCAGGUCAGUAGUUCAGCUGGCACAAGGGUUCAACCCAUUGCACCACCUCAAUUUCUAAUAGUAGAAUCAAAGAAUAAGAACUCUUCAUAUUAUUCCAAAACUGAAAAGAAAACAAUUCAGAUGAACCCUAAGAAGUUAUAAUAACUGAUUCACAAGGAUCAAUAGCCUUUAAAAAGGUGUAUUUCAAGAAAGGCCAAAACAGACACUUAAAAUUUAAGACACUUAAAUUUUAGGAAUGUACAAAUCGGGAUCCACAUGUUAAUUGUUAUCAAGAACAUACAAAGAUAAGCAUUUUGCUAAAUUCUUUUGAAAGCACAGGCAAUGCAACAACAAACAUAUAUAAUAUACAAUUUUUUCCAUAUGUUUUGAUUGAUAUAUUUUAAUACAGUUAUUUACACCAUAACUAGGGAACCUUUUGACUUUCCAAAUGUUUUGGGCUACACUCCCACAGGCCUUUUUAAUACUUGUAAAGUUGUGGACACAGCAUGCCAUAACAUUUGGAAGUCCAUAAGCUACCCACCUCUUUAUUAUAUUUCUAUGAAUUUGGAAACUGUGUACCCGAGCCUUAUGAUUUAAUUGACAUACAUAAAUAAUAUAUCAGCACUGUGCAUGCACUUGGAAAGACAAAACCUGCUUUUAGCAGCAUGGUUCUCAGUAUUUGAAAUGAGUCCAUCUAGAAAAGAUGCAAGCAAUCUCUAGAAACAGAAUUUCUGUCCUUUCCUGUCUGAUUUCUCUGCAUGUCUUCAAAGGCCCAUGAAAAAAGAGUUAGCAGUUGCUAAACUACAGUACAACCCCUGUAUCCAUGUUCCCAGACUUCACGUGGGUAUUAGGAUAAUAACCCUAUUUAAAUGAAGGGCUUCUGGACCAAGAAUGCAAUAAAGUCAUGCUGAGGGCCUUGAGAAGACAUAUUUUGUCAGAUAUGGAUAAUGAAACUGCAGAUACUGAUCCCAUGAAUAUAGAGGUUAUACUGUGUUUACAAGCUCAUGUUACACUUACAUAAAUUAGAGCUUGGAAUGUUACUUUAAAAAUAAUAAUCAGUUACAGUCAAUGAUUCAAAUUCUAUCAAAAGCAGCUGGCUACAACCAUAAUAGCCAUCUUAUAAAAAGUAAAUUGUUACUUUGCUAUUUCUCAAAGGUAGGAAAAUAUAGUUUUCAGUUUGUGGGGAUGGAGUCCUAAUGCCAUGAGCCACUGCUUUCCAAUAUUAAAACAGAGAUUCUUCCUGUCACUGCAACACCAAAUAGCAACACAAAGCACAGAACAUGAACAUGGGUAUUUAUUCUCCACCAUUUUGUGGGGCCACAUCUUUGUUACUAUAGAAGUGAAUAAAAAUCCAAACGAUGCCUCCAGUAAAACCAAAUUAAUUAGAUACUCAAUUACUCCAUUAGAUCUGGACCUUCCUUUUCUCCAUUUUAUGCCUCAAGAGACUUACAUGGCUACUUCUUUGAAAACCAAGUUGAUAUCUCGUAUUAAGAUAAAAGCUCCUCUAUGGGAGGCAAGAUAAUACUCUUGAUUGCAAUACAUUAAGAACUAUUUGACUGCUCUUUGCAACUCACAUUUGUGAUCUUUAGUACUCUAGCAUGAUAAGACCUGGGGCUUCUCUCUCCCUCCCUCAUUCAUUUUUUUUUGUUUUUUUGCAAAUGCUACAUUUGAAAUCAAACACAUUCUAUGCUUUCAAACCAGAAGGUUUCAUUCAUAGUAUCUUGAGAUUUCAGAAAAAGGCAAUGCAGAGGCAGACACUCUUACAAAAUGGUAACAAUUGGAAGUGGAGUUGGGAUUACUUUAUAACGAUUACUGAUAUAAUUUAAUAUUAUUAUCUAAUCCCAUUUUGGAAAUUACUAAAUUUGUUUUGAGUUCCUUGUAGUGAACUCAGUAAUUCAGCUUCCCUUAAAUUAAGUACAAGCAUUGGCUCUGAAAAUCUCUUGAUUUAUCCCUACUUAAAACUGAAUUUGCUGAUACAGGGUGCAUCUACAUUAUAUAAUUAAUGCAGCUUGACAUCACUUUAACUGCCAUAGUUCAAUGCUUUGGAAUCCUGAGCUUUGUAGUUUGAAGAGCCAUCAGCAUGCUUUGGCAGAGAAGACUAAAUACCCAUUGAAGUGGUGCCGAAAGGUAUUGAUUCUACAGUUUAUAUACAGUUUACAGUAUUUAUUUAUUUAUUUAUUUAUUACAUUUAUACCCCACCCUUCUCCCCGAGGGGACUACUUCUGCCACAUGCUAGAAGUGUUUCUUUCGAUGUUACAUAAUUUCCAGACCAUCUUACAAACAAAACCGACAUUUCAAAAGGAGAAAUUCAGUGUGGUCUCCAGACUUUUACAAAAUAUUUUAUAAGACAGUUCCAUCAUUUUGCAUUAAAGGCGUUCUCAUUAUUGAUAAUGUAAAUGGUCCUGGUAUUAAAGGAUUUGAUAAUACAGUCUAUUCUGUCAUUCUGUGCAGUAUUUAUUCCAGUUGUAAAAACACACUUCCUUAAAAGGAACUCCUAUUUUGGUGCCUCUUGACUGCUGAUUUGCAAUUGAUCUCUUAUUCUAAUGGCCUUUAGAAAACUCUCCAGGCCAAAGGAAGGAAUUCCCCCUUUCCUUCUAUCACUUUCUUUACAUGAUCUCUCCUCAAAAUUAUUGCACAUUAAUUGUUAUAUAGAUGGGAUACUGUCACCUGGGCUCCAAGGCUUCGAAUUUGGAACUUGUAUUUACUUAUUGCAAAUAUUACCAUUAGAAACAAGCUAGCCUAUAGUUACAUUAUGUUUGGUUACUACUUCAGUAACAUGUGACACAUACCUGAUCUGCAAGGCAGACUGACAAAAGGGAAGUUUGAGUUUUUCUUUUGUUUUUUAGAAAUCUUAUUUAUGCAUUUUAAGCCUUGUUUUAAAAGUGUGUUAGGAUUGCAACACAGAAUAUGUUCUUAAAUGUAUUAGGUGGCUUCUCUGUAUAGUGAAACAGAAAUUUAAACAGUGUAUUGUGAGUAUAAUUAUACUUACUUAAGAUACAUUUGCCAUACAUUGUGUCUAUUUUUGAUGUAUAUGCCUUCUGUGCUUGUAUCUUAGUCAUUAGAUUUCAACCUAAGUGUCUUCCUAUUUGCGACUCAAGAGCAGCAAUAUUCAAAUCAUAGUAAAGUUAUUUCAACUAGAAUUGUAUAGAAAAAUAUUGACAUUCAACAAUGGUUUUAUUCUUAUUUGUAUUAUUAUUGUAUUAUUGAUUAUGGGAUAUGGGCUAUUUAUCUGAUUUGUACAUAUUAGCAAAUACUAAUUGCUUUUUGCUUGAACUUGGCAGAUGUUCGCCAAACUGUGAAUUUGGUUUUGCUUAAGUUUCUGUUUCCCCACCUGUUUUCAGUCUUGCAGAUAUUCUGGUGGAAACUUGAUGACCAAGUGGUCCCAUUGAAUCUUUCUCCAUUUUGAUAAUGUGCCAUGUGACGUAUUUCAGGAAGAAGGGGAAUUGUCUACCCAUUUGCACCAUGCCAUUUCAAGUCUUCUGGUCUCUGUGUUAAUUUUGACUUCUCUGCUAUAUACAAGGGUCAUUGCUAUUACAUGAAAUUGAAAGCACUGAAAAGAGCCGAAGAAACAAAAAUAUCUAGAGGAAAUAUGUCACAUUCAGAUGUAUCUCAUGUCUCUUUAAGAAGAUGCGUGGAAGUCUUCUGUAUUUACUUCCAAGCAGGUCGGGUGGAAGAGCCUUAUGUCAGCAUCACCAAGAAGAGGCAGAUGCCAAAAGAUGGACACUCAGAUGAAAUUGAAAAGGAAGUGGGCCAGGCUGAGGGCAAGCUGUUUACACACAGGUCUGCAUUUAGUCGGGCAUCGGUGAUCCAAGCUUUCCUAGGCUCUGCCCCUCAGUUGACACUUCAGCUAUACAUAUGUGUCCUCCAGCAAGAAAUCACUGCAGCAAGAAGUAUCUUCAUGACCCUUUCUCUUCUAUCAAUUGUCUACGGAGCCCUGCGAUGCAACAUUCUAGCCAUUAAAAUCAAGUAUGAUGACUAUGAUGUCAACAUCAAGCCGAUGGCCUAUCUCUGCAUCUUCCUCUGGAGGAGCUUUGAGAUUGCUACUAGGGUGAUAGUCCUUGUCCUCUUCAGUUCAGUCCUUCAGAUCUGGACCCUCCCAGUGGUGCUUGUCAACUUCUUUGCCUUUUUCUUUCACCCAUGGAUUCUCUUCUGGCAAAGUAAGUGUACUUUGCCAGAAAAUAUAGAGAAGGCUUUGAGCAAAGUGGGCACCACCAUUGUCUUAUGCCUUCUCACUUUCCUGUAUGCUGGUAUCAAUAUGUUUUGCUGGUCAGCUGUUCACCUGAAGCUAAAUGAUGCUGAUUUAAUUGACAAAUCCCAAAACUGGUGUAGGCUGGCUUUGUAUUAUCUACUGAGGUUCCUUGAGAAUGCUUUUCUCUUAUUGAUGUGGUAUAUGUACAAGACAGAUGUCUACACUUACGUAUGUGCCCCAAUGCUGUUCCUGCAGCUGCUCAUUGGCUAUUGCAUAGCUGUCCUUUUUAUGCUUGCGUUUUAUCAGUUUUGUCACCCAUGUAAAAAGCUUUUCUCCUCCAAUAUUUCAGAAGGAUUGGUGCUAUGCUUCAAGUUCUUUUGCUAUAUCUGUAAGCCCCUUGGAUCUAGCGCCUCUGUGGAAAAGGCAGAUUUGAAAUCACAAGAGGAUUUUGAAAAUGACACAGUUGCCAGUUACAAAACAAAUGAAACCCAGAAUGGAAAUGCUCACCAAAGUGUUUCUUCCAAUGCCUAGAGCAGGUAUCUGAGAUUCAAAAGUUAGCAUGUAAACUUUACAUAGCCAUAGAUCACUGCCUCCAAGCCAUGUAUGUCUCACUUUGAGUAUGGGAGAAUGUUCAACUACUUCUUUGCCAUUGAAUGUGUCUGAGUAGAUGGUCGUAGACUUACCUUACACAGUGAUUUUGCAUGAUAGUAUGUCUUCUGAUUAUACCUUGCCUUAACAUGGUAGGAGACAUGUUGUAUUAUUAAGGUGCUGCAACACAAGCUUGGUUUUUUUUUUUUUUUUGUAAAAUAAUGACAUUCUUAUCAUUACUGGUCACAAUUUCUGGACACUAUGCUUGGAUGUAAACGUCAUUCUAUUGCUUUGGAGUAGACCAUGCAAUUACAAAGUAGCUGAUGAAAGGAACUCUUUUUCAUGCCAAAAGCUCAAGCCAUCAAUGGAAAAGGGAAUUCAGAAAGACUUCUGAGUUUUCUUCAAAGACUGGCAUGGACUGAGCCCCUCCACCUCUUCUCCAUCUGUGAUGUAAUGUGUUAUUUAAUCUCAUUUAUUCUGGACUGAGUGCAAGAUGGAAGAUGCAAGAGGAAUGUUGCUGCUUUAAUUUAAGUUUUGCCACUUCUCAUCAUCCCACCAGCCAGAUUUUUCUUCUACAUGCCACCGAUGUUGACAGUCUCCAAAGGCAGUUAGAAGACUUGGUUUUAAUAUUGUUUUAUGAUGUAGAAAAUUGCCUUGCCUAGUUUUGUUUUUGCUUUGUACAGUGCUAAAAGAGCUCCUCUGGAUUGGCACAGUGGAUAGCAGUAGCUAAAGAAAUGUUAAUGUAAUUGAACUACAGUUUUAGUAAUGUCUUAUGAUCAAUACCUGUUGUUUUAUAUAAAUAUUUCCAUUAUGCCAAACCUGUUGAUAUUACUGAAAAUGAAACGCUAUUUGCUAGAAUGCUAGCAUUAUGCUUUCAAUUGAUGUGAAAAGCCAAAAUUCCAGCAUCAGUUUUGGAUGCUGAGUUUCAGCAAUGAGAAAACCUAGUUCAAAUUCAAGUUAACUUUGAAUAAGCCAUUUUCUUUGGCUAUCCACUACAUUUUGUACUUCACUUUCUUCCAAGGUGCUUGGACUGUUAGUUUACAUUACAAUUCUAUGUAUGUGUAUUUCAGAGCCCCCUUACAAUACAUAUUUGGUGUAUUCCCAAUGUAGCACCAUGAACAACUCUCCAUAACAAAUUGGAGAAAAUUCUCCUGUGUCACGGAACUAGUUUCAAAGUGAAAUAGCUUCAAUACAUCUUCUUUGAGUCCCUUCAGGGAGAUAGGGCAGAAUAUAAAUCUAUUAUUAUUAUUUUAUUAUGACACAGCAAACAAGGUAGAUAUGCUGGAUUUUGUUUCACAAAAUAACCAGUCAAACACUUCCCAAGUGUCUAGGACUGUAUGAUGUAUUUUCGGAUGAUGCGUGCAGAUCCCAGUAGGGUGGCCUUUUGCAGUUGACAGAUGGUAAUUUUGUCAAUGUCUAUUGUUUCCAAAUGCCGGCUGAGAUCUUUUGGCACGGCACCCACCGGGACCACCUGCACUGGUUUCUGCCAGAGUCUUUGAAGUUCAAUCUUGAGGUCCUGAUAGCAGCUGAGUUUUUCCUGUUGUUUUGAAUUUUUCUGACCUUUUGUGUGUAUUCUUUGCUGACCCAGUUUUCACAUGUUCAUGCUUGAUGUUGUCCAGCUGUAAUAUGCCCAGAUAUUUAUAGGCCUCUGGCUGGUGACACUUUAUUGUUUGGCCAUUAGGCAUAUUUAUGCCCUCACUUUCAAUGCCACUGCCGAACAUUUGUCCAAACCAAACUCCAUGCUGAUAUCAGUACUAAAAAUUCGGACAGUGUUGGUCAGAGACUGGAUUUCAGUUUCCGUUUUCCCAUACCGCUUCAGGUCAUCCAUGUACAUCAGAUGUGAAAUUUUGUGAGAUUUCUUAGAUGUUUGAUAGCCGAGAUUUGUUUUUUGUAAGAUUGUGACAGAGGGAUUAUGGCAAUAAUGAAAAUAUUAUUAUUAUUAUUAUUAUUAUUAUUAUUAUUAUUAUUAUUAUUAUUAUUAUUAGGAAGAGUUCACUUUUCAAAUUUUUCAAGACAAAAUGGCCAGUGGCAGCAUUGACUAAGGGAUUCGGAUAGUUGUAGUUCUCAAAAGUAAAUUUGGCAAACUUUGGAGUGUUGUACUUCCAAUUUUAUUAUCCUAACAGGACUAAAAAUGUCAUAAAUUAAACAAGAUUUGUAAAGAAAAAAAAUCAGAAAAAAAUCAGAAAAACAAUAAUUUACAAAUCAUUAGGAAUAACAAAGAUCCAAAAUCCAAAACUGGUGCAGGGGCACAUCAUUCCAUUGGGCCUCCAUUUUGAAAACAAACAAACAUGCAUCAACUUCAUCCCAAUUCUCAAGCAAGUGCCACGAGCCUUAUGUAUGAGCUUGAAAAGGACCGCCCUGGUGGGACUAGCAGUCAAGCAUCAGUGCACAUUAGGAUGACAAAUAUGUAUGCCAUGUUAUCUUUUUGUAUCAAAUAUAAUAAUGUUGACUUAUCUGUUCACAUGUAGCCAACUACCACCUUCACUCCUGGAAUAUUAUCUUCCCCACCCCCAGUGGAGAUGGUGUUACUAUUUUAUAUAUGGUGAAUUGAUUUCUUUCUAGAAUAAAAUCCCUGUUCUCUUUAAAAGUU